Molecule: messenger RNA, 3668 nt
Organism: Oryzias melastigma (Indian medaka)
Lineage: Eukaryota; Metazoa; Chordata; Actinopteri; Beloniformes; Adrianichthyidae
Gene: tapt1a
Product: transmembrane anterior posterior transformation 1a
Exons: 15
Coding region: 47-1858 (603 amino acids)
Biological process (GO): positive regulation of cilium assembly; maintenance of protein localization in endoplasmic reticulum
Cellular component (GO): ciliary basal body; endoplasmic reticulum membrane
Source: RefSeq, a predicted model, not a curated record
ACGUCGCACUGGGCGACGCGCGCGCUUCCCUGUGACCAAACUAAAGAUGGCGGACGUGUCGGGGAUCGGGCUGUCAGAACAGAAAGAAGUGGAGAUUGAGCUGAAAAACAGACAGGAACGACGAUGGGGAGGCGCGCACAGGUCAGGGAAGUUACCCCGCGUUACCCCGGAGCUGCCGGAAACGCUGGGCUUUUACGACAUCAGCUCCGUCCGGAGAGAACAGCGGGGGCUGUCAGCAGAUCCAUCGUUGACUCGCUUCAUUUGUGCAGAACUCACCAGAGGUUACUUCCUGGAGCACAAUGAAGCAAAGUACACAGAGCGCAGGGAGAGAGUGUACACGUGCAUGCGCAUUCCCAAGGAGCUGGAGAAGCUGAUGAUCUUCGGUUUCUUCCUGUGUGCCGAUGCCUUCCUGUAUGUCUUCACUCUGCUCCCCCUGCGGGUGCUGCUGGCUCUGCUGCGCCUAUUCACCCUGCCCUGCUGUGGCUUCAGGGUGCACACAUGCCCCUACUGCCGCAGAAGCAGUGGGUCACAGCUUCUGCAGCCAGCUCAGGUGUGUGAUAUGCUGAAGGGCCUGAUCCUGCUGCUGUGUUUCUCUAUGAUGCAUUACGUGGAUUACUCCAUGAUGUAUCACCUGAUCAGAGGACAGUCUGUUAUCAAGCUCUACAUCAUCUACAACAUGUUGGAGGUUGCAGAUCGCCUCUUCUCGUCCUUUGGUCAGGACAUCCUGGAUGCUCUGUACUGGACCGCCACAGAACCCAAAGAGCGGAAAAGAGACAAUAUAGGAGUCAUCCCUCACUUUUUCAUGGCAGUCUUUUAUGUCUUUCUACACGCCAUCCUCAUCAUGGUCCAAGCCUCCACGCUCAACGUGGCCUUCAACUCGCACAACAAGUCUCUGCUCACCAUUAUGAUGUCCAACAAUUUUGUUGAAAUUAAAGGCAGUGUGUUCAAGAAGUUUGAGAAGAACAACUUAUUCCAGAUGUCCAACAGUGAUAUCAAAGAGAGAUUCACCAGCUAUGUUCUCUUGCUCAUCGUUUGUCUCAGGAAUAUGGAGCAGUUUUCAUGGAAUCCAGAACACAUGUGGGUGUUGCUUCCUGAUGUCUUCAUGGUCGUCACCUCAGAGGUUGCUGUGGACAUCAUUAAACACGCUUUCAUCACAAAGUUCAAUGACAUCCCUGCAGACGUGUACAGUGAAUACAGAGCCAGUUUGGCUUUUGAUCUGGUCAGCAGUCGACAGAAGAAUGCGUACACUGACUACAGUGACUCUGUGGCUCGGAGGAUGGGCUUCAUCCCUCUGCCGCUGGCUGUUCUGCUCAUCCGAGUGGUGAUGAGCUCAGUGAAGGUGCAGGGGGCCAUGUCAUACUCAUGUGUGCUCCUCUUUUACCUCGGGCUGGUGACGAUGAAAGUGUUGAACAGCAUCGUGCUGCUGGGGAAGUCGUGUGUUUACGUCAAAAGGGCCAAAAUGGAGGAAAAACUCUUUGAGAGACCCCCCACUGCACCGUCUGCUUCUGCAAAGAGCCCCAGCAAAGCUGACCCGGCCAGGUGCCCCAAAGCUUCAGGUGAGGUAAAGACCACGCAGAUUGUUGCUGCACCCUGCACCCCACCAUGCUCCUCUUCCUCCUCCGUGACCACUCAGCCAGCUCCCAGGACUCAGCUGUUCCCUCCUCCUGCCACACCUGCUAAACCUGCCAGCCACCCAGCCGGUGUCCCACCUGAAGCAGAGCCUGAACAGCCUGAGCCGUCGCUCUCAAAGGAAGAGGAACACGCAGCUCAUGAUGUUGCGGAGCUGGAACAAAGGCCUCCAAAAAAAGACCUGCUGGAGAUCGACCGUUUUACCAUUUGUGGUAACCGGAUUGACUGAUCCGAAGAUCAGAUGCAAAGAACAAAGCACUCAGGAAAGACAGCCGACUGGAGCUGCCUCAGUCAAACAGUCCUGCUGCUGACACCUCAAGUCCACGCGUUUUUAGGAAAAGAGGAGCCUCUAAGAAAGUGGGCGCGUCAGCCAUGUUGUAAGGAAGAACCGCUUUUGUUUGUGUGGAUCUGUGUGCAUGAGACUGACAGCACUUUGUGUGUGGAGCAGCACCAGGAUUGGGGGGUUCAAACCCGACCCAUUCCAGCUCACACAGACCCUAAACUCUGAGUCCUGUCUCCAAAUGUUUGUUUUCCUACACCAGCUAUGAACAACCUGAGACCUGCUCCGACACUAAAACCACCCAAACCUGCAGAAGUGAGCCAUUUAACAAACGCAGCUCACAUCUCUGCAAGACUCAACCCUUUAACCUCGAUACAGAGGAGAGUCAGACACUAGAACAGAUCAUCCCUGUAACAUGCACAUGUCGCUUUACCCUCUUCAGUCGGUGAAGGAAACCUCCUUUUGGGUUCCAGAGUCUUCUGCUCAGUGCAGGUCUGCUGACUGCCAUCUCACCCUGAAGUGAAGCUUCUUUUUUAGCUGCAACGCCCAUUGAGGGUUUUACAGAUCCGACCGAAUCCAUACUGAGAGCCUGAAGGAAUCUUUUAGUUUACACAGCUGUUUGACUCACAGCUGCACUGCAGCUUGAUGAAGAAGCUGAGCUGUUCUUCAUGCUGCAGCCUCUCCUGCCAGCUGCUUCCACAACCGCAUGUGGAGCACACACCCUCUGCAACUGAAGGAGGCGGAACGUCUGCAUGUCUUCAAAAGCUCCAGUACUUUUUACUCCUUUUUUAUCUUUAUUUCGAACCCCCUCCUGAAAAUGCAGAUACUUCCUGGAACAGGGUUUGGACUGCAGCAGACUGAAGCUGCUGUGGGCCGGGUGUCAUCAGAACAGCUGCUCUCAGGUCAUGUCUGCUGGUCUGGUACGUUUGCACUGACUCACCUCCACUUUGACCAGAGCUCCUGCGGUUUACACCCUAGGAUGACUGAAGCAAUACGUCUACAGCUGCAUGUGGGCUUUGACCUCUUCACGACUGACGCCUUACUAGGAACAAAGGAUUUCCUUCCAUUGAAAUGGUCAAAUAUAAUAUAUACAGUGUAGAAAAGAGCAUUUAUUCUGUUGAGUCUCACUGGUUUGUACAUAAUUGGAAGACGCUUUUUUUUAAAUUCUAUUACUUUCAUUAGAAUGUAAUUUUAAAUAAAACUGUGCCAAUUCUUUUAUUUGUGUUGUGACAGCUUUUAUUUGGUCCAUGCCUGUUCAGAGCAGUUAUUUAAUACUAAUAAAAAUCAGUACUUAUGUAAAGUUACCCAAAGAUUUAUCUGCCAUAAAGACUUAAAUCUGCUUCUGGUUGAUGACAUUAUUUAUUUAGCAAAGCUGAACGGUACUUUAUUGAAACAAACAUGGUACUAAAGAACCAUUCAUGAAUGUUUUGUUAAAGUCUGUAUCUGGCAGCAAUUUCUUCAGAAGUUUUCAUAUGUGUGUUUGAUUGUAGUUGGAGGAGUCAGUGUUCAUGACCAAUGUAAAGAUGUUUUAUUUUUCCAUGAGUUGUGGAAGUGUUUUUUCUGAAGUCUGCCUCAGACAGUGUUGGCCUUGUUGAGUUUGCUUUAGGCUCUGUGUGUUAGCCUGCAGUGGACAGCAGCUCAGAAAGACUAGCUGUACUCUUUCACAGCUUCGACCUGUGUCUGUUCCAUUCUAAUUCUAUAUUUAAUUUCUACUGUAUCAUUUUGCCAUUCCGAAAAAAUAAACUUUGUUCUUAAGUGU